Plasmodium malariae is the source of this 828-nucleotide messenger RNA. Its product is annotated as fam-l protein. The transcript is spliced from 2 exons. The coding region runs from base 1 to 828 and encodes 275 amino acids. The record is from RefSeq and is a predicted model, not a curated record. NCBI's taxonomy places the organism in Eukaryota, Apicomplexa, Aconoidasida, Haemosporida, Plasmodiidae.
AUGGACCAAAAAAUUAUGUUCUUAUUUAUAAAAAUUUUAACGUUUAUGCUUUUACCUUGGAUAUGUUACUUUUACAUUGACAUGAGCUCUUUAAAUAAAAACGUGGAUGAAAAAUACAAUCUUCGUAGAAAAUUAAAUGCAAGAGAUUAUCGGGUAUUAGCAAAAUAUAAUCAGGAUAUAAAUUCAAGUAUUGCAAAUUCUAAAGGAGAAAUUCCAAAUAAUGAAGUGAAAAAAAGAAUAUAUAUAUCUAAUAAUAAAAAGGGAGCAAAAGGAAAGCAUGAACCCUCAUGUAGAAGUGCAUUAUACAAUGAGGAAUACGAUAAAAGUGUUGACAAAAAUAAAUUUGGUGUACAUAAAAUAAAAAAGUAUUUCGAUUUUGAAAAAAAAAUAUUUAAAGAACUUGAUUAUGAAGAUUACAUUAAAAAUAUCAAGACUAUUGAAUAUAAGGAAUAUAAAAAACUAUUAUGUAAAAAACGAAGAAUACAAAUUGCUUUAAUAUUGUUAGUUAUCCUGGUAUUAAUAUUACCCAUAUUAGAUCUUUCUUUAGAAACAUUUAUAGAUGGUGGAUUGUUGGGUUCAUUAGAGUUGUUAUCCCCAGUUGAAUCUACAGGAGGUGGCGUUGCGUCUGGGGUACAGGGAUCCUUAAUAACUUUGUUAAGCCAAAGUAAAUGGGGUAUGUUACAAAAAAUAUCUGCAUCUAUUAUUUUCAUUUAUGGCGUACCAUACCUUAUAUUUGUUGUUAUAUUUAUAUUAGGGAUGGUUUAUUACUAUAGAAAAGUUAUAAAAUAUGAAAAUAUUAAGUUAAGAAAAAAAAUAAAUAAGAAUUAA